Molecule: messenger RNA, 387 nt
Organism: Brassicogethes aeneus
Lineage: Eukaryota; Metazoa; Arthropoda; Insecta; Coleoptera; Nitidulidae
Source: the annotation of a GenBank genome assembly
AUGGCUAUAUCGAUUUACACGAUAUUCGGGAUUAAGUUUUUAGAUGGUGUGACUGGGGGCGGCAUGGUGCAUACCGCUCCCCAACACCCCAUCCUAGGCGGGGAUGCACUGGAAAAAAUAGAAAUAAUUUUGAUUUAUGAAGAAACACGCAGGAAUCUUGAUGAUGCUGUUAAUAUCUACGCUCAGCGUUUUCCGGAAAUUAUUCGAUCACUUACUUCAUUUCACCGUACAGUCAAGCAGUUUACUACGAACGGGAGUGUUCAACCGAAAAAAAGAGUUCGUCGAGCAACAGUCACAGGUGUAAAUAAUAAAAUUAAUGUAUUAGCAGCAACAGCCGCUAAUCCUCAUGCAAGCACACCAGAGAUUUGGGAUAUCCCAGAGUGUUAG